Colias croceus (clouded yellow) is the source of this 4888-nucleotide messenger RNA. RefSeq names its product contactin (gene Cont). Gene Ontology annotation, molecular function: protein binding. The record is from RefSeq and is a predicted model, not a curated record. The coding region runs from base 167 to 4090 and encodes 1307 amino acids. Gene Ontology annotation, biological process: cell-cell adhesion. The transcript has 3 exons. Lineage: Eukaryota; Metazoa; Arthropoda; Insecta; Lepidoptera; Pieridae.
GAAUUGUUUUACCGUUUGGUUUCGUUUUCACCUUAGUAAUUUAGCAAUAAAUUAAUUAACAACGGUUAAAAUUAUCAUUAUAAAUGAUAAAUAAUCAAAAGUGUUAAAUGUUCUUGUAAAACUCAGUGUAAUGGUUGGAUAGCAUUGUUAUUAACAGAAACAAAACAUGAAACAAAGUUUGCUUAUACUGACUUUAAUCGGUUAUGUGACUUGUCAGGGUGGAGACUCGUCGAGUCCUUUUAAUCCGAAUUAUCAAAAACCAUACCAGUCAGAUAAUUUCCAAAAUAACACUUCUUACCGUCCCAUAUCACAAGUACCUUACGGAAGCUUUCCUGUAAACCAAAAUGAACAUACAUAUCAAAGUUCUUUUUAUCAAGACAGUGGGAACUCGGACACUUACGGAGACGGUGACAAUGAAGUAGAUCCGCAAAAUACCGCUUCCUAUUACGCAGGUUUGGAUUAUGAAGAACGUUACAAAUGCCCGCCCAAUUGGAUUCGCUUUCGAGAGUCGUGUUACAGGUUUACGAAAUCGCCAAACAGGCCGCGUAACGAAGCUCGUAAAAUUUGUCAAGCUUACGAGUCAGAUCUAGUUUCAGUUAACAGCCCUGAAGAGCAUGGAUUCAUUAUCACAACAUUAAUGCGUAUAGAUCCGCAAAAAGGGUCGUGGUAUGUGGGAGCUCAUCAACAAUCACCCGGCUAUUGGGCAAAUGAUGGAGAUGGCUCACAAUUAUCAGGACUCGAUAACGCUUUCUUUGAUGAUCGCAAGUUAACAUACACCAGUUAUAAUUUACUGCCCCGUGACUAUUUAGUUUAUAGAUUUUCAACAGAAGAUGGCCGAUGGGGCUUAGCCCCUGUUGAGGGUAUUGAAUAUUUUCAUUUUAUUUGUGAAGGACAAACUCAAAGAUUGCAUUACCUCAUUGAAGAGGCAAGAUCUUUUACAUAUGGAUUGGAUACUUUUGAUCCUGAACGCAUACCCAGAGGUCCAUACUUUAUCAAAGAACCUGUAGACACUAUUUAUGAUCCAUUACGAAAUCAUCAUGUACAACUGACAUGCAUCGCAGGUGGCUAUCCAGCACCCACAUACCAGUGGUUUAGGGAAGAUUAUCAGGUAGAUAGCCCAAUUUAUACUCCUAUAGAUCCCCUUGCAGACUCCAGAUUUAUAUUAAGCGGGGGAACUCUUAUGAUAUAUAAUCCUGAUGCAGAUAAAGACAAUGCAAAAUAUCACUGUACUGCAACAAAUAAUUUUGGUACGAUUAGAUCUGAAUCAGUGAGACUAUCAUUUGGUUUUAUUAGAGAGUUCAAUCAAAAAAGGCCUGUGGAAAGUGGGAAGCAAUAUUGGGGUAAAGUAAUAUACUGUGAUCCACCUUCAUAUUAUCCCUCUGUUAAUUUCCUAUGGGCUCGUAACUAUUUCCCUAAUCUUGUAGAAGAAGAUAGGAGAGUGUUUGUUUCUUAUGAUGGUGGUUUGUACUUCUCUGCAUUAGAAACCAUUGACAGAGGAAAUUACAGUUGCAAUGUCAUGAGCAAAGUGUCAGAUGCUGGAAGGAAUGGUCCAUUCUUUCAACUUCUUGUUUAUCCACAUUCUGAUUAUCAACAGUUGAAAUUUCCUAACAAUUUCCCCAAGGUUUUCCCAGAAGCUCCAGUUGUAGGUCAAGAAGUGAGAUUAGAAUGUGUAUCUUUUGGAUAUCCAGUACCAUCAUACAAUUGGACAAGGAAGAAUGGGAACAUGCCUAAAAAAGCAUAUUUGAGCAAUUUUGACAGAGUUUUAACUAUACCUCAUGUAGGAGUGGAGGAUGAAGGUGAAUAUAUUUGUGAUGUGCGUAAUGACAGAGCACACAUAUUAAAUAGUGUAUUCUUAAAGGUACAAGCUGAACCAAAUUUCACAAUCCCUCUUGCUGAUAAGCAUAUGGAUAAUAAAGGUGACUUACAUUGGAAUUGUGAGGCAUUUGGAAUUCCAGAUGUCAAUUAUACUUGGUGGAAAAAUGGAGAGAAACUCUCAAUGGACAAUUUAGCUGUAGAAGAUCGGGAUAGGUAUGUGAUACAAGAUAAUGUCUUAAUUAUAAAAUAUUUGGAUCCAACUAGAGAUCCAGGCAUGUACCAGUGUGAGGCAAAGAAUCAGUUAACAGCUAGAUAUUCCUCUGGGCAGUUAAGAGUACUCUCAUUGAAACCAUCCUUCAAAAAACAUCCAUUAGAGCCAGAAACUUAUGGUUCAGAAGGUGGCAAUGUCACUCUUAAAUGUUACCCAGAAGCUGCACCUAAACCAACAUUUACUUGGAAAAAAGAUAAUAUUGUCAUAGGAGCUGGAGGGAAAAGAUUCAUCACUGAAACUGGAAAUCUUAUCAUUCGGCAACUUUCCCGAGAUGAUGAAGGAGUGUAUACAUGUGUUGCAAAAAAUCAAUAUGGAACAGAUGAGAGUAGAGGCCGACUUAUUGUUUUGAGAGCGCCACGUUUCAUCGAAAAGUUGCCACCACGAAUAACAACACAAGUUGGUCGAAUUGUAUUUUUGCAUUGUAGUGCCGAUAUUGACGCUUUACUGGACACUGCAUAUUUGUGGAACCAUAAUGGAAUACGCAUGAAGGAUGCGUCCGAUUUCUUUGCCGAUAAAAGAAUCAAAAUAGAUGGCGGAGAAAUGACGAUUUAUGACGUCAGUCUUUCUGAUGUCGGCGAAUAUGAGUGUAUAGUAAAAUCCGCAAUUGGGCGGAUUUCUUCUCGUACACAAUUACGCAUCGAAGGCCCUCCUGGUCCCGCUGGUGGCUUACAAGUUUUGAAUAUACAAAGAUCUUCACUUACGCUUGAAUGGACCGAUAGUAAUCCCAAUGGGCGGCCAAUCACUAGUUACGUCAUUACGGGACGUACCCAGUGGAAUUCCUCAUGGUAUAUUAUUAACGAUAAUGUUGUGAACGUAAUGGAAAUCGAUAGAUACAAUGGCCGUAAACGUGCAGUUAUUUCCACGACUCUGAUGCCUUGGUCUGUAUAUGAGUUUAGGGUGCAAGCAGUAAAUAGUUUAGGUAUUGGCGAACCUUCUUCCCCGAGUCCACAAUUCUCAACCCAAGCCGAUAAACCCGAUCGUGCUCCAAGUAAUGUCGGAGGUGGUGGUGGAAAAAUUGGUGAUCUAACGAUAACAUGGACGCCUCUACAUCCAUCUCAACAAAAUGGACCUGGAAUCCACUACAAAAUAUUCUGGCGACGAAAUGGAUCUGAGGUAGAAUAUCAAUCGCUUUUGCUCAAAGAGUAUGGUAAUGUAGGCAUGCACGUUGUACAUGUAGCAAUCGAUUAUUUCUUUACGCCAUACAAUGUUAAAGUACAAGCGUUUAACGAUAUGGGUGCAGGACCAGAGAGUGAGGUGGUCACCAUAUAUUCAGCUGAAGAUAUGCCACAAGUUGCGCCACAACAGGUAUCUUCAAGAUCGUUUAACUCUACAGCUCUGAAUGUCACCUGGAAUCCUAUUGACCAGUCUCGUGACAGAUUACGAGGCAAAUUAAUCGGCCAUCGCCUCAAAUAUUGGAAGAAAGCAAAUAAGGAAGAAGAAUGUAUAUAUUAUUUGUCUAGAACUACUCGCAACUGGGCCCUUAUUGUGGGCCUUCAACCUGACACUUAUUACUAUGUGAAGGUAAUGGCGUUUAACUCUGCUGGAGAAGGUCCUGAAAGUGAGAAAUUCUUGGAGCGCACGUACCGCAAGGCGCCACAAAAGCCGCCAGCGUCUGUGAACGUGUGGGCCGUGAACCCCAGCACAGUGCGUGUUGUAUGGAGAUAUGUGCAACCUACAUCUGAAGAGGAACCUCUCCUAGGAUAUAAGGUGCGAGUUUGGGAAAUAGAUCAGGAUAUGAGUGCGGCAAACGAUACAUUAGUGCCCGUGGAUCAUAAGCUUGAAGCGUAUGUCACGCACCUCACACCCGGCAAGACGUAUAACCUUCGAGUGUUAGCCUACUCUAAUGGCGGAGAUGGCAGAAUGUCCUCACCAGCCAUUACUUUCCAAAUGGGAGACUAUCAUAGCGACUCUUACGGCUAUUAUGUUAAGUCAUCAGCCACCUCAAACACACUCUACAAACCUAUUUUAUUGAUAAUUGUAUCUGUCUAUUUCAAAGUAUUGUGAUUUUAAGAUUUUCAUAAGUUAGUGACAUUAGAAUAAAAAUCCAGCUUAUUUUUAUUAUACUUUUACACUUGUAAGUAAAGCAAACUUCGCAUUUUUUUUUGCGUGGUGAUAAAUAUCCGGCCAUUUUACUUUUUUUGUAUUUUUUUGCUUUACAUCACAUAUUUUUUACAAAAGUUUUUUUUUUAAUAUUGUUUAUUAACUAUUAACUUAUUAGUAUUACACACUUUUAUUUUAUCCGUAUCGACAAUAAUUAAUAAAGAGAUGUUUAAACAAGUAUUUACGUGUAGAUGUUUGUCUGUAAGAAUCAUAUCACUGGACGAAUCUCAUAGUCGUAAGAAUAAUUAAUUUGUAUGUAAUGUGAAUCCGAGCCAUUGUUCUUUAAGAGUAGUUUAUGUGUAUAUAUAGGUAACAGUUUGGAUAUGUAGUACAAAAUAUUCUAUUCAACUAUGAAAUACAUUUUAACAGACAGUUAUAAUUGUAACUUAUAUUUUUAAUUUGCUAUUUUUAUGCAGUGCUUUUUAUUUUUUAAUUUGUAAUAUGGGUAUAUACAUAUAUGUUUAUAAUCAAUAAAUCGGUCCAAGUAUUAUCAUCAUCUGCUCUAAAAGACUGUUUGUAAUCUCUCUCAAGAACUUAAAUUUUUAAAGGGUUCUUAAAUAAAAGUAUGAAUUUGCAAAGAAAAUUUUUGUAACUGCAAUAUAUAGCAAUUUUAAGGCUUAAACCUAUUUGUAGUCUAUAAUAAAUUGCCUUAUCAUUGUUAUCAUGUAAAAUCUUUUAUUUUUAAUAAACUUUUUAAAUACA